Molecule: messenger RNA, 321 nt
Organism: Synchytrium microbalum
Lineage: Eukaryota; Fungi; Chytridiomycota; Chytridiomycetes; Synchytriales; Synchytriaceae
Exons: 4
Coding region: 1-321 (106 amino acids)
Cellular component (GO): membrane
Source: RefSeq, a predicted model, not a curated record
AUGGCUCAACACCCAGCUUAUACAAUCGGCGCACUUUGUGCUAUUGGCGGUACCAUAGGUUACGUCAAGUCCCGAAGUACUCCCUCUCUCGUCGCUGGUCUUGCUUUUGGUGGUCUAUUCAUCGCUUCUGGUUACAUGAUCCAAACAAACGCAAACUAUGGUGUUGAACUAGCAACUGCUACUUCUGCUCUCCUACUACUUGCCAUGGGCCCAAGGGCUGCAAGGACUCAGAAACCUGUUCCAUUAUUGUUGUCUACGAUGGGUGCAGUCGGCUCGGCUUAUUAUGGAAUGAAGCUCAAUCAGCAGUACAAUGGGGUAUAA